GUACCAAGAAGGACAGGAGAACAGUCACUGUGAAUUGUGUCCCUCGUUGAACCUACUUGACAAGACUCCUACUGCGCACCGGAGUAUUCCUCCUCCGAAUGUCUACGGUGUCCACGUCUUAUCUUUACCACCUUAAGCAUCGAACACUUUACGAAUACCAUCUGCCAGGGCUGACUUGGCAAACAGGAAUAUGUUGGGAUAUGUUUCAGAGGGUCCAACAUGUUCGGUUACCUCCUCUGGUGGUGCAACUGACUGGUAGGUGAAGUACUGUCUCAAAGCUAUCUACCCCACAUCUCCAGAAGAAUGAGUGGUCUCCGCAGAGUUCUCAGAAGGCGAUUACACCCCUUAAAACUAGUGAUAGUGGCCCUUAUUUUUGUCACAUUUCUCUUCCUAAUACAACGUGAGGUAGUAAGCCAAAGUCCCUCCCUAGAAGAGCCCUGGCUGAAGGAGAUGGCUGUCAAACGGGAUGCCAUGCUGGGCAUGGUGAUGGGUGCUGUCAAUAACUUUAGGGACGCCAUGCCAAAAAUGCAGAUCAAAGCCCCAGUGCGUCAGCAUGACAAUGCAGGGGACUUCUCCUGUUUGCCAGGGACCUACACGGCUGCUGAGCUGAGGCCAGCCCUGGAGCGUCCACCUCAGGACCCCAACAGCCCCGGGGCCUCUGGGAAGCCCUUUCACACAGAGAAACUGAGCCCUGCUGAACAGAAGGAGAAGGACCGGGGAGAGGAGAAACACUGUUUUAACCUCUACGCCAGUGACCGCAUUUCUCUCAGCCGUGACCUGGGUCCUGAUACCAGACCACCAGAAUGUAUCGAGCAAACGUUCAAGCGCUGUCCCCCUUUGCUGACCACCAGCGUGAUCAUUGUGUUUCACAAUGAAGGCUGGACUACUCUGCUGAGGACGGUGUACAGCGUCCUCCACACCUCCCCUGCCAUCUUCCUCAAGGAGAUCAUCCUGGUGGACGAUGCCAGUGUGGACGAUGCCUUGAAAGAGGAGUUGGAUGAAUAUUUGAAGCGGCUGCACAUCGUGCAUGUGGUGCGGCAGCGGGAGAGAAAGGGCCUGAUCACCGCUCGGCUACUGGGAGCCUCGGUGGCCACUGGAGACAUCCUCACCUUCCUCGACGCUCACUGUGAAUGCUUCAGUGGCUGGCUUGAGCCUCUACUGGCCAGGAUAGCAGAGAACUACACUGCAGUAGUGAGUCCUGACAUCACUACCAUUGACCUCAACACUUUUGAGUUUAUGAAGCCCUCGCCGUACGGGCAGAACCACAACCGUGGUAACUUCGACUGGGGCCUGUCCUUCGGCUGGGAGAGUCUACCGGACCACGAGAAACAACGGAGGAAGGAUGAGACCUAUCCUAUUAAGACACCGACUUUUGCUGGGGGACUCUUCUCUAUCUCCAAGGACUACUUCUAUCUCAUCGGAAGCUAUGAUGAACAAAUGGAAAUCUGGGGCGGCGAGAAUAUUGAAAUGUCUUUCAGAGUGUGGCAGUGUGGCGGUCAGCUCGAAAUCAUCCCUUGCUCCAUCGUGGGUCACGUGUUCCGCACCAAGAGCCCCCACACCUUCCCCAAGGGCACCCAGGUGAUCGCACGCAACCAGGUGCGGCUGGCCGAGGUCUGGAUGGACGACUACAAGGAAAUCUUCUACCGGCGCAACCAGCAAGCCGCCCAGUUGGCCAAAGACAGGGCCUUCGGAGAUGUCGGGCGUCGUGUGGACCUCCGGGAGCGGCUGCAGUGCAAGAGCUUCUCCUGGUAUUUGAAAAAUGUGUAUCCAGAGGUCUUCAUGCCUGAUCUCAACCCGCUCCACUUUGGCUCGGUGAAAAAUGUAGGUAAAGACUCGUGUCUGGAUGCAGGGGAGAACAACGAGGGAGGGAAACCGCUGAUCUUGUAUCCAUGCCACGGCCUUGGAGGAAACCAGUAUUUUGAGUACUCGACCCAUCAUGAGAUCCGGCACAACAUUCAGAAGGAGUUGUGUUUGCAUGGGACGGAUGGAGCCGUGAAGCUGGAAGACUGCCAGUAUAAAGGCCGCAAUACGUUUGUAGGAGCAGAACAGAAGUGGGAGUUAAGGGAGAACCAGUUAUUCUACAUCCCAGGAUGGAACCUGUGUCUGAGUGCUCGUCAUGAGCACCCCUCGUUGGUGGCCUGUAACCCCUCAGACAGAUACCAGCUGUGGCUCUACGUCUGACUACAGGACACACAUGGUGGACGAUGUGUGCCUUGGUAUCCUAGGACCAUUAGAACAAGUAGCAAUUGGCGUACAUUUUUGUUACGUUUUAUUAUCGAAGUUGAAUUUGUAUUUAUUUUUAUACGUAGAAGAACUGCUGCUGGAAAGUUUGCGAUUUGAGGAGAACGUGACCUCAGGAAGGAAGCGUUCAAACUGAUACUAAAUACUGUUUGUUUUACUCCUUUUAAAAAAAAUCAUGAUUUGUGUAAAGGAAUUGUUUUUCUUGUCUUACACGCCAAAUGCUCUCUGUAGAUUGACGGAGGUAGCUAGGACUGUGGAAAGACUUUGGAUGGAUACUGAAUGAAGAGAGAUUUCUUUGAAGAAUACGUUUUUUUUAUAGUGUGUACUUCGGCGGGAAAUCAACAUUACAUUUUAUUUAAUUACCAAGGUUUAUUCUUUAUUGCCCACACUGAAUAAUGUAUUAAUAUAAAUGUGAAAACCAACAAUGGACUGUCAAAUAAUGCAGUAGUGCACUUGCCUCUUGCACAAACUGAAUAACUUCGAUGUUAAACACCAAAGACUAAUCAAGGUUUUUUUUUAUUUUCUAUUAAAGACAUGCUCCAGAACAA
This is a messenger RNA of Oncorhynchus gorbuscha (pink salmon), 2789 nucleotides long. It is a transcript of the gene galnt3, whose product is annotated as UDP-N-acetyl-alpha-D-galactosamine:polypeptide N-acetylgalactosaminyltransferase 3 (GalNAc-T3). Bases 304 to 2181 code for a protein of 625 amino acids. Gene Ontology annotation, cellular component: Golgi apparatus. The record is from RefSeq and is a predicted model, not a curated record. The transcript is spliced from 11 exons. Lineage: Eukaryota; Metazoa; Chordata; Actinopteri; Salmoniformes; Salmonidae.